AUGGGCUCUGUGGACGUCAACCCACCGAACGCGGACAUUCACAUCACCAACCAUGGCUCUGACUGGCUCUGGGCUGUCUUCGCUAUUAUGACGGUCUCCAUGAUGGGUAUGUUUGUCUGGUCACACAUGCGUCCUCGGGGCACCCGGUUCUUCCACAAUAUCGCUCUUAUUGUCCUCACUGUCUCUACCAUCGCCUAUUUCUCCAUGGCGUCCGACCUCGGUGCAACACCGAUCACUACUGAGUUCCGCGCGACUGGCACGCGCCAGAUCUGGUAUGUUCGGUACAUCCAAUGGUUCAUCAACUUUCCGCUGUUGCUGGUCCUGAUUCUCACCGCUACCGGUCUUGCGCUUACGGACAUCCUCACCAUCGCAUUCUGGGCUUGGGUCGUCGUCGUCUGCGGUCUUGUCGGCGCUCUCGUCCGUUCGUCCUACAAGUGGGGCUACUAUGUCUUUGGCCUUGUCGCUUUCGUCUACAUUUGGAUCGCCAUUCUUGGCUUCGGACCUCAUACGACCUCCAACGCCGGCGAUGGCAUGCGCUCUGGCUACAUCCAAGGCUCUGGAUUUGUCGUCCUCAUUACGCUCCUCUACCCGAUCGCUUGGGCUUGCUCUGAGGGUGCGAACGUGAUCUCUCCGACUUCUGAGAUGGUCUGGUACGGCAUUCUUGACCUCCUGCUCGGCCCUUUCUUCCUGUUCUUCUUUGUCUUCGGCAUUCGCAACAUUGAGUAUGAUUCCUUCGGUCUUCAGUCCUGGAAGUACAGCGACACUGCCGCCACCGCCGCCACCACUAGUGCUACUCCCGCUGCUACUUUUGCUCCGGCCGCCAAUGGUUCUGGUCCUACUACUGCUACUGCGCCCAACAUUACUCAAGCUGCCCCUGCCUCCGACACUUGCAGCACCUCUCCUGGUACUUCUACCGAAACUGCGGCUAGCGGCCCUACUACCACCUCUGUCUAAGCGCUUCGACCCCGCACCUCGCCCACCGGACGGCGUUGAAGUGGAAGUUAGAUGGGAACUCUGCGUUUUUUUCUUUUCUUUUC
Messenger RNA from Phanerochaete carnosa HHB-10118-sp, 1037 nucleotides. RefSeq lists its product as uncharacterized. The record is from RefSeq and is a predicted model, not a curated record. Gene Ontology annotation, cellular component: endoplasmic reticulum; plasma membrane. The transcript has 4 exons. NCBI's taxonomy places the organism in Eukaryota, Fungi, Basidiomycota, Agaricomycetes, Polyporales, Phanerochaetaceae. The coding region runs from base 1 to 954 and encodes 317 amino acids.